AUGAAAUACAACACAAAAAUAAGCAGCUCCAGAAGAAAGUGCCGAAAGGCCCACUUUAACGCAAAUGAUGCCAAGAGACGAAUGAUUAUGUCCGCAGGUCUGAGCAAAGAGCUAAGAUCCGAGUACAUCUUCAAGUCAUUUCCUGUAGUAAAGGGAGAUGAAGUGCUUGUCCUAAAGGGAGACUUAAAGGGAAAGACCGGUAAAAUUGUCAAAGUAAACAGAGCUACAUUCAAGGUAGUAUUAGACAUAUCAUACAGAGAGAAGAAGAAUGGACAGACUGCCUCCUUUGGAAUCUACCCAUCCUCCCUGGUUAUCACCAAGUUCGCCCUUGACAAGAACAGAGACGCACUUCUGCAGAAAAAGAAAGAGGCACGCAUUGCUGGAGAUGCUCUAAAGAAAGAAAGACAAGAAUAA
Molecule: messenger RNA, 414 nt
Organism: Nematocida ausubeli
Lineage: Eukaryota; Fungi; Microsporidia
Exons: 1
Coding region: 1-414 (137 amino acids)
Biological process (GO): ribosomal large subunit biogenesis; cytoplasmic translation
Cellular component (GO): cytosolic large ribosomal subunit; ribosome
Molecular function (GO): RNA binding; structural constituent of ribosome
Source: RefSeq, a predicted model, not a curated record